Messenger RNA from Phytophthora sojae, 681 nucleotides. RefSeq names its product cutin hydrolase. Lineage: Eukaryota; Oomycota; Peronosporomycetes; Peronosporales; Peronosporaceae. The transcript has a single exon. Gene Ontology annotation, molecular function: hydrolase activity. The coding region runs from base 1 to 681 and encodes 226 amino acids. The record is from RefSeq and is a predicted model, not a curated record.
AUGAAGUUCCCCGUAUCCUGCUCGACAAUCCUGAGUGUGCUUGUGCUGCUCUUCAGCAGUACUGCCAGCGUCAACGCCGAGUGCUCCGCCGUCCACAUCGUCUUCGCUCGUGGCAGCGGAGAAAUGCCAGGUCUGGGGAUUUGUGGUGGGCCCCUCGUGAGCGCGAUCACCUCGAACCUCGGCGGCAUGAGCGUGUCAUCGUAUGCUGUCAACUACCUCGCCUCCGUGACGCAGACGAGUGCCGGCCCUGGUGCGACCGACAUGACCAACCACGUCGUGGCAGUCGCACGGCAGUGCCCCAACACCGUCUUCGUCCUGGGUGGAUACUCCCAGGGCGCCAGCGUCACCGACAUCUCGAUCGGCAUCAAGACGAUGCUCGGUGUCGGCAAGAGCAUCCCGGAGAAUCUGGCCCCGCGUAUCAAGGCCAUCGUGACGUUCGGCAACCCUCUGAAACUCAUGGGGCAGACCAUUGCGCGCUCGAGCCAGCUGUAUGGGUCCAAGGCGAUCGAGUUCUGCAACUUUGGCGACCCGGUGUGCGCGAACGGGUUUAACACUAUGGCGCACAUGAUGUACCCGAUGGACGGCAGCGUGACCAAGGCGGCCCAACGAGCGGCCGCACUGGUGAAGGGUGGUGCGGGGGCGUAUCGUGCAUUAAGGUCUGUCAGAGCCGCACAGGCAUAA